AUGACAACAUGAUCAUGCAUGAAUUUACAAGAUAGAGCAUCACCAAUCAUAGAACAACUAAUCUUCUUCCAUGAUCAUACCAUAAUAAUCAUCACAAUAAUUCUAGCAAUAGUAUUAUACUUCAUAGCAUCAACAAUUAUUAACGAACUCGUAGACCGAUAUAUACUAGAAGGUCAAACAAUAGAACUAAUAUGAACAAUUGUGCCAGCAGUAAUUCUUCUAUUCAUCACCACUCCAUCUUUACGAUUAUUAUACCUUAUAGACGAAAUCCACAACCCAAUUAUAACAAUUAAAACUAUUGGACACCAAUGAUACUGAAGUUAUGAAUACUCAGACUUCGUCAACGUUGAAUUCGACUCAUAUAUAACACCAUAUGAAGGAGACAAUAAAAGAAUAUUCCGACUACUAGAAACAGAUAACCACGUAACUUUACCAAUACACUCAUUCAUCCGAAUUAUCGUAACAGCUGCUGAUGUACUUCACUCGUGAACAAUCCCUAGAUUGGGGAUCAAAGCCGAUGCAACACCAGGCCGAUUAAAUCAAUCAAGAUUUAUAAUCAACCGCCCCGGACUACUUUAUGGUCAAUGCUCAGAAAUCUGCGGAGCAAACCACAGAUUCAUACCCAUCGUAAUUGAAAGAGUAUCAACAGAGAAUUUUAUUGAAUGAAUUAAAAAACUAAGCGAAU
Molecule: messenger RNA, 685 nt
Organism: Zootermopsis nevadensis
Lineage: Eukaryota; Metazoa; Arthropoda; Insecta; Blattodea; Termopsidae
Source: the annotation of a RefSeq genome assembly